Molecule: messenger RNA, 2205 nt
Organism: Electrophorus electricus (electric eel)
Lineage: Eukaryota; Metazoa; Chordata; Actinopteri; Gymnotiformes; Gymnotidae
Gene: tube1
Product: tubulin, epsilon 1
Biological process (GO): microtubule-based process
Cellular component (GO): microtubule
Molecular function (GO): GTP binding
Source: RefSeq, a predicted model, not a curated record
UAUGCGUAAUUACAUAUAUAAGUUAAUGAGUUAUGCUCUUUAUUACAACAUACUGUAUAAGUCCAAACUGAAAUGCAGAGACUUCACGGCAACGGCUUUUAAAAGAUUACGCUGUGAGAAUGAUGUUUGUAUGUUUAACUCUUUAAAAAAAGGCAAGCCUAAAAAUUAAGAUGCGCUUCACCAGAGUUGCAGAGGUGUUUUAAGUGUCUGGUUUUCCAUAUCGGACCUGGAGUACAGAGGUAGACGUCAUCAGUCUGCGCGUCCGAGCCUGUCUUACAGCGUGGACGCGCUCAUACGUCGUCAGUACGCGACAGGCGCCACUCUUCACCGAGGGGAAGAUGGUCGACACUCCGCGGUGUGUGUUGAACAUAACACAAUACAACACAACACAACACUAACGGUGCAGUUUGUCCAACUCCGAGCAUGACGCAGUCCGUGGUUGUUCAAGUCGGGCAGUGUGGCAACCAGGUGGGCUGUCGGUUCUGGGACCUCGCGCUGAGAGAGCACGCGCACGUCAAUAAAAAAGGAAUUUAUGAUGAGGCACUGGGCAGCUUCUUUAGGAAUGUUGAUCCAAGGUGUGAGGAGGGCAGUGGAACUCCCAGGAUUGCAGGGCUGAGGGCUCGGGCAGUAUUGGUGGACAUGGAGGAGGGUGUUCUCAACGAGGUCCGGCAGGGGCCUCUGCGUCAGCUGUUCAGUACCACUCAGCUCAUCAGUGACGUGUCUGGUUCAGGGAAUAACUGGGCGGUGGGACAUCACACCUAUGGCUCUAUGUAUCGGGAGCAGAUAGUGGAUCAGAUUCGUAGAGCAGCAGAACACUGUGACUGUCUCCAGACCUUCUUCCUCAUCCACUCUAUGGGAGGAGGGACAGGCUCUGGUCUGGGGACCUGUGUGCUGAAGCUACUGGAGGAAGAGUUUCCGGAGGUGUGCAGACUGGUAACGGCUGUGUAUCCUUCAUCUGAAGAUGAUGUCAUCACCUCUCCUUACAACAGCGUUCUGGCCAUGAGGGAGCUAACAGAGCAUGCCCACUGUGUCUUUCCCAUCGAGAACCAGUCACUGGUAGACAUUGUCAGUCAGAUCCAACACAUGGCACACACUGGGAAACCCAGCGCCGUAAUAAAGAAGGACUGUACCAUCAUCUCUGGCCAGGGGGGGAUGUCCAAGACUCAGAAGCCUUUUGAUUCCAUGAACAACAUUGUGGCCAACCUGCUGCUCAACAUUACUAGCUCUGCGCGGUUUGAGGGUUCUCUCAAUAUGGAUCUGAAUGAGAUUGCAAUGAACCUGGUCCCAUUUCCACGACUACACUACCUGGUGUCCAGCCUGACCCCUCUCUACACACUAGCAGAUGUGAAUGUUCCUACCCGGAGACUAGAUCAGAUGUUCACUGAUGCGUUCAGUAAGGAGUUCCAGCUGAUGAAGGCAGACCCCAGACACAGUCUGUACCUGUCCUGUGCCCUCAUGCUCCGCGGUAACGUCCAGGUGUCUGACCUGCGCCGCAACAUUGAGAGGCUGAGGCCCACGCUGUCCUUCGUCCCGUGGAACGCGGAGGGCUGGAAAGUGUCCCUGUGUUCUGUCCCCCCUGUUGGACACACACACUCUCUGCUGGCCCUGGCCAACAACACCUGUGUCGCAUCUGCCUUCACAAAGCUCAGAGACCGCUUCAUCAAACUGUACCGCAAAAAGGCUCAUUUACACCACUACAUGUGUGUAGAGGGGAUGGAGACUGCAGACUUCAGUGAGGCUCUGCACUCUCUCUCUGCUCUCAUAGAUGAGUACAGCCAACUACACACACACACUCACACACACCAGGCCCCGAGACUCAACAUCGCUACCUAGAGACAAACUUGUAACAGCCAACUGACGUUCCAGCGUAACAGCUGACUGACGUUCAUGUUGCAAGUGACACUGCUGCUGUUACCUGCUGUGCCUCUGAUUGAACUCUUCAGGUGAAGCAUACUGCAGCCUGAACUGACCAAUCACGUCUUCAGCUGUCUUCUGUAAAGCAGUAAGAGUGUUUAAUGGCGUGUUAAAGUGGAAGUGCUUUCGUGGCCUUCAGCGCACAGAGCCAAACUGAACAAGUGUGUAAUCUCAGUCCUACUAUAAUAUGUUUACCAGGUGUGACUGUGGUUAAUUGUGAACGGGAAUGCUGUAUGUUUUUAAAUGAUUCCUUUAAUAAAGGUUGUGUAAUAAACUUAAGAGAUACACAGA